Rhopalosiphum padi (bird cherry-oat aphid) is the source of this 1177-nucleotide messenger RNA. RefSeq names its product PXMP2/4 family protein 3. Gene Ontology annotation, cellular component: membrane; cytoplasm. The record is from RefSeq and is a predicted model, not a curated record. The transcript is spliced from 6 exons. Lineage: Eukaryota; Metazoa; Arthropoda; Insecta; Hemiptera; Aphididae. The coding region runs from base 363 to 941 and encodes 192 amino acids.
AUUUUGAAGAAUGAUACAUGUCGCACAAUCUAGUAUUCUGCAAGUAUUCGUAAACAACAAUGAUUACAUGACCUAGAAAUUAAAAGUUAGAUAAACGAUAGGCAAUAUUUUGAUAGGACAUGCCGGAUGUAACGUUGGAAAGUGAUGAACAUGUUUGAACACUAAAGAUUUCACAGUUUCACACUCACUUGUGGAAUCCGGCAUCUAAUUCAAGUAUUUUAGUGCAUAUUGUUGUUAUUUUUUCUAUUUAUUGUUUUUUUAAAACGUUUUAAGCAAAUAUUAUUAUUUAUUUUGUAUAUCACUGAAACGUAUUAAUUAAGAAAAAGUUAUAUUAUAAGACAGUAAUUAGUACAUUUUUUAAAAUGGCACUUUCAAAACCUGCUGAAUUUUUACAAAGUUUAGUGUUGACCUAUUUGGAACGCUUAAAUUCAAGACCUAUUCGGACAAAAUCAAUUACCAGUUGUAUUAUUGCAUCACUUGGAAAUAUUACGUUACAGAAUAUUGCUGGGGCUAAGAUGAUUGACCAGGAUAGUGUUGUGGCUUUUGGAUUAUUUGGUCUCUUAUUUGGUGGGCCAGUACCACAUUUUUUUUACGAGUCAUUAGAAAGCACUUUUCCAGAAAAUUCAUCAAAAAUGGUUUUUUUAAAAUUUGGUAUUGAACGUUUAUUAUUUACACCAUUUUAUCAGUUUCUUUCUUUAUAUGUGUUGUCAAGAUUUGAGGGAAAAUCACAUGAAGAUACAAUGAAGCAAAUAUAUGCAAUUUAUUGGCCUAUACUGAAAGCAAAUUGGCAAAUUGUCUCAUUGGUACAGUUCUUUAACCUAAAAUUUGUGCCUCCAAUGUUAAGAGUGUUGUUCCAUAACAUGGUUGGUUUCUUUUGGGCUAUGUUUAUCACAUACAAAAAGCGCACGGACGAUUUCAGACGCGCAAAUACUGUUAAAUAAUCAAGAUUGAAAAAUUCUAAAAUUGAUAUGUUUAUAUUUUUUUCAUAAUGAUUUUAUUGACUAUAUAAAUUAAUUUAUCAUGUUUAAUAAUAUAUAUUUAUAGUUAAAUUUGGGAAAUGCUCAAAUUGGUGGGUGUUAAAUAAAGAUAAGACUAGAGAUCAAAGCUUUUGUGUUCAGUUUUGAAUUACAUAAUAUGUAUUUUUGUAUUUGUAGAAUAAAGUUGAUUAAAAAAUGUU